CUCAGGAUUGAUUUCACUAAAGAGAAAGAAGAGGGAUUAAUGAUUUUAAUCUCAGAUUUAACUAAACUUAAUGCCUAUAUGUACGUUCCAGUAUUGAUCUCUGAAAAUUCAGGGAUGUUUGGUCACUUUGGGACAAAGAAACUUAACAUUAUACCAAUCAUAGGAUUGGCAGUACCUCUAACAACCACUGUGGCAAUCACUUUUAUAGUGCUCCUCUUCAAGCUUAAAAGAAAACCACCGUCAAGUUUGAAGUCUCUAAACUUCCAUCUAACUAGAAAGAACGGUAAAAGAGUUGAGGCAUUCAUUCUCCAGUAUGGUUCUUUUGCUCCCAAGAGAUUUUCAUAUUCAAACAUCAAGAAAAUAACCAACUUAUUCAAAGAUAAAUUGGGUCAAGGAGGAUAUGGGAGCGUAUAUAAAGGAGAAUUACCUGAUGGCCGUAUUGUGGCAGUAAAAGUUCUCAGUAAAUCCAAAGGGGAUGGACAGGAUUUCAUCAAUGAAGUUGCUAGCAUUAGCAGAACCUCCCAUGUUAAUAUUGUCACCCUAUUGGGGUACUGUUAUGAGAGCUCGAAAAGAGCUUUGAUUUAUGAAUUCAUGCCCAAUGGAUCCCUGGAUAAGUUCAUUUAUAAUCAAGGAUCUCCAGAGAAUCAUCAGCUUGCAAUUAAGACUUUGUAUGACGUAGCACUAGGCAUUGCUCUAGGGCUAGAAUACUUGCAUCGAGGUUGUACCACAAGGAUUUUACACUUUGACAUAAAACCUCAAAACAUCCUCUUAGAUGCCAACUUCUGUCCUAAGAUAUCUGAUUUUGGUCUUGCCAAAUUAUGUGAAACAAGAGACAGUGUUGUUUCAAUGACGGGGGCCAGAGGAACUUGUGGAUAUAUUGCUCCAGAGGUAUUUUGUCGAAACUUUGGAGGAGUAUCUUACAAGUCUGAUGUCUAUAGUUAUGGCAUGAUGAUGCUGGAAAUGAUUGGGGGAAGAAUAAAAAAUGUUAAUGUGGAAGUGUCUCACUCCAGUGAAAUGUAUUUUCCAACAUGGCUAUGUAAGCAGCUUGAAAAAUCAGAAAAAUUAAAUCUUGACAGAAUCAUAGAUGAUGAGGAAGAAGAAAUGACUAGGAAGAUGAUAGUAGUGAGCCUUUGGUGCAUUCAAACAAUUCCAUCAAACAGACCAUCAAUGAAUAAGGUGCUUGAGAUGUUACAAGGAAGCCUCGAAGCUUUGCCACUUCCACCAGAACCUAUGUUGUCUUCUCCUGCAGCAAUGUCACUCCAAAACUCGAACACCACAUCCUCAGUCAUAAUGCAGGUGGUUCCAAGCACUGCUGAGACGAAUUCACAACUUGAUGAUGAUGACGUAUCUUCAAAUACGUAGAAAUGGUGUCUGCUGCAUUUUUUUUAACAGUAGAACAAAGUUUUUUUACAAGAAGUCAAACAUCCCCCUUAGAUGGUAUUCAAAAGUUCAGCAUAGUUUUCCCUGUAUUUUCUUAAUCCUCCAGUCUUCAGCAUGUAAGUUAUGUAACACUCGAUGGACCACUGUGAAAUCAUCCCCAUUCUCCAAGAAUAACACUCCUUUGGUUUGUUCAUCCAAUCAGUCAAUGAAAAACAGCAAUUUUU
Molecule: messenger RNA, 1604 nt
Organism: Rubroshorea leprosula
Lineage: Eukaryota; Viridiplantae; Streptophyta; Magnoliopsida; Malvales; Dipterocarpaceae
Source: the annotation of a GenBank genome assembly